AUGUCUGCUCGUGCAGCUCGUGUCUGCAACUCGGCCACAGUCGAUGAGGUGAAGAAGAUGCUUCGGGCUAACUAUCAGGGUGUUGGUACCGCCUACCGAGAAACAGACCCUGUCAAGGUGUGCACAGCAUACGAAGCCUUCAUUCUCGAUUACUUGGCUGUGUCAGCGAGAGUUGUGAAGACGGUGAUUUCCAAAGCUGCGAUAGAGGCCUUUGAAGGUUUGGAUGGCCAUUCUGCUGAGAUGUUCGGUCGGCAGAUCGCACACGCUGUUCAGGUCUGCGGUCUUAAGGUCAAAAGCAUUUCGUCGGGGCUAAAGACUCCUCCUAGUGUUUUGAGAAUUGCCAGGGCUUUGCAAAAGGCAAAGGACAGGACGACCCCUGCGAUUCAGGCAGAUCAGCCUGCAGUCAAGACACAUUUUUGGCGAGGAAGGAGGGCCCUGGCGAAAAGCAUGAGCGAUCCGGCCAAGGAUGAACCUGAUGUAAAAACAAGCAAGCCCCUGAGAAGGUCCUCGAGCUCGGCUGAGGACAUCUAUGCCAGAUACGGCUUGCAGCCACCGGCGACAUCAAGCACCAGCUGGAGCCACAAGGCUUGCUCGACCGAGGUGCUGCAGAUUAACAGCAGUGAUGACGAUGAAGCUGCAGAAGCCUUGGAUCUCGAGGAGGAUUCAGAGAAUCCUCCUGUUGAAGCUUCGCAGUCGCAAGUCCACAGCAAGCCUGGGCCUUCGAAAGUCAGCAGUGCCAAGGCGGAAGAUGCACCCUUGAAGCAUCCCUUGCUGAGCUUUCCUGAUCUUCACGCUUGCAAAACACGAACAGUUUACUCUGAUGGCAGUGAAUCGCAAGCAUGCCUGGAUCCAGCUGCUGGCAUUCCGCAGGAGGUUCUCGAUCAUCAUAAGGAUCUCCUUGCCAAGGCAGCGGAUUUGGUCUCGGCCAAGGCUGUGAAGGUGAAAUCCAGAAGUGCCACCCCAGCCUCCCCAAGCAAGAAGCCCAGUGCAGCCGACUCGAUGGUGAGCAAGGAUGGCUCAGAGGAUCCAUGCGUCGACCCUGGUGAUAUCGAUAUGGCCAAGAGGAAGCUCCACGCGGUUCGGCAGGCCACUGCCAGCAAGCCGCCCAGGACCUACAUCACGGCCUGUCGCUGCACCACGAACAAUCACAAGAGAGAGCUCCUGCUUGAAUUGAGCGAAAAGAAGUACCCGAAUCAUGUGGAGCUUGCACACAGUCUGAGGGCCAAGAUCCAGGAGCAGGACAUGACUUAUGAAGAAGCCCGGGCUCUUCGGUCCCAGCUGGACCAAGAGCUAGCAGCAGAAGUCCCAGCAUAG
Messenger RNA from Symbiodinium natans, 1314 nucleotides. The record is from the annotation of a GenBank genome assembly. Lineage: Eukaryota; Dinophyceae; Suessiales; Symbiodiniaceae.